GAGGUAACAGACAAGCCAACACACGAAUAACCAACGAAUUCUUUUGCGAAUUUCCCCAAGAGAUGUCAAAAUCAAAUUUUUGGUUUGUUAAGGAUCUUGGGGGCAUUUUGUGCUGCAUUUUUACAUGGAUUUUGAUUUUAUUUGCAUUAUUCACGUUUUUAAUCGUCGUCCGACCACUUUUUUUCAUAAAUUCUCCUGAGAUUAAAUCUAAAAUUUUCUAUACAAGUUUGUACUUGUUUUUGACGUUAUUUGCCAUUUUUUCUCACACAAAAACUAUGCUUUCGGACCCAAACGAGUCCAAUCAAGACACGUUUUUGUCGUCUGGUAGGAAAUAUCUUGUUUGCAGUAUUUGUUCUUCUCUUAAACCUGCCCGGGCACAUCAUUGUAGUGUAUGCAAACGCUGUAUACGAAAAAUGGACCAUCAUUGCCCUUGGGUUAAUAAUUGUGUCGGAGAAGCGAAUAUAAAGUAUUUUCUUCUUUUUCUGUUUUAUAUUGCAUCAAUGUCAAUUUAUUCUGUAUUCGCCGCUUCUAUUGGGCUCUUAAAUUUAACAAAAAUUGAAACAUCUGGUAUACCAUAUUAAUUUAAUUAAGACGGUUUGUUGGUUUCUGGGAAUAUCUCUGCUAUUUUUUGCUGGCUUAUGAUAAUUGAAGGAAUUUUAUUUGCUGUCUUUUCUUUAUGUAUGAUGAUUACUCAACUUUAUUCUAU
Messenger RNA from Octopus sinensis (East Asian common octopus), 706 nucleotides. Its product is annotated as palmitoyltransferase ZDHHC3-A-like. Gene Ontology annotation, biological process: protein targeting to membrane; peptidyl-L-cysteine S-palmitoylation. Gene Ontology annotation, cellular component: Golgi apparatus; endoplasmic reticulum. Gene Ontology annotation, molecular function: protein-cysteine S-palmitoyltransferase activity. The coding region runs from base 63 to 581 and encodes 172 amino acids. The transcript has 3 exons. NCBI's taxonomy places the organism in Eukaryota, Metazoa, Mollusca, Cephalopoda, Octopoda, Octopodidae. The record is from RefSeq and is a predicted model, not a curated record.